Messenger RNA from Trichosporon asahii var. asahii CBS 2479, 1197 nucleotides. Its product is annotated as isopenicillin N acyltransferase. Lineage: Eukaryota; Fungi; Basidiomycota; Tremellomycetes; Trichosporonales; Trichosporonaceae. Bases 1 to 1197 code for a protein of 398 amino acids. The record is from RefSeq and is a predicted model, not a curated record. The transcript is spliced from 2 exons.
AUGCUGCGAAUUGAGUGUUCGGGAACGCCCUACGAGCACGGCACGCAGGCCAAGUCACGGGUGCACGGUACCUUGGCUUUCUAUCAGGCCUUUUUCCGCGAGACCGCCAAGCUGCCGUGGGACGCGGUCGAGACGAAGGCUGCCGAGUGGCUUCCGCUGCUGCGCGAGUCUUACCCGGAAAUUCUGGAGGAGCUUGAGGGUCUGGCGGCAGGCUCCGAGCUCUCGAAGGAGACGAUUCUUGCAUUGAACGUGCGUACCGAAGUGGCGUUCGGUCUCUAUACCGAUGGCUGCACCGCGUUUGCCAUUCAUGGACCGCGGAACGGCAUCCUGUCCCAGAACUGGGACUGGAAGGGAGCGCAGAAGGGAAACAUCGUCCAGAUGACGAUCCGCCGUGAGGGCAGACCGGAUCUCUCCAUUGUAACGGAGGCAGGUAUCAUCGGUAAGAUCGGGCUCUCGGCCGGCGUCGGCACGACUCUCAAUGCUAUCGCGGCGCUCGGCGUCGACUCCACCCGCAUUCCGGUCCACAUCGCGCUCAGGAAGGUCCUCGACUGGGCGGGCGAGGAGGCUGUGAAGCACGCCGGGACAGCGGACGGACAUGCAAACGGAAGUGUGCACGGGUACGCGAACGGAACGACGAACGGCCAUGCCAACGGCGACGCAAAAGGGAAGACAAAUGGACACGCCAACGGCGGAUCCAAGCUCCUCGCUCCCCCUGGUACGGCCGAGCUCCUCGCCUCGCGCCUGGAGAAGCUCGGCGUCGCCUCCGCCGGCCAUAUCAUCAUCUCGGACGGCUCGCAGGCGAUUGGUCUCGAGACGUCAUAUAUUGAUACCGCCCGCGUGCGCCACAUCGAUGUGGGUGAGUGGGACGCCAUCGUCCACUCGAACCACUACAUCGAAGAGCAUCCUGGUGUCAGGCUCGGUACGAACCAGAUGCCCGGCUCGCCGGCGCGCUUAGCCCGGAUCUCCAAGCUUGUCACGCAGAGUCUGGGCGGGUUGAAGGAUGAUGAGAAUGUCCUUGACACUGUGUGGACUUGGCUUAAGGACACGGAGGGGUUCCCUGGGUCUAUCUGCCGCGAUGGCGCUGCUGGAAGUGAGACCAUCUUCAGUAUCAUCAUGGACCUGCGCAACAAUGUUGCGAAGGUGAAGGAGGGCAAGCCAAUUAAUGACGGAGAAGAGUUCACGCUCCGCCCGAAUUAA